This is a messenger RNA of Styela clava, 5149 nucleotides long. Its product is annotated as interferon regulatory factor 4-like. The record is from RefSeq and is a predicted model, not a curated record. Gene Ontology annotation, biological process: regulation of transcription by RNA polymerase II; immune system process. Gene Ontology annotation, molecular function: DNA-binding transcription factor activity, RNA polymerase II-specific; RNA polymerase II cis-regulatory region sequence-specific DNA binding; protein binding. Lineage: Eukaryota; Metazoa; Chordata; Ascidiacea; Stolidobranchia; Styelidae. Gene Ontology annotation, cellular component: nucleus.
CAAAUUCUUCGAACGUGACGCGUUCAAGUUCGUGAACACCCUGGGGCGUUCAUCGAUUUGCUUCUAUGUGAAGUACCAAAGCUUGUGGCUAAAUAAAUGCGUGAUUGACGAACUGCAUUGGUGUGGUGGACUGAUAGAAAAUAUACCACAUUUAAAAUUCGAUCGAACCAAUGUUCUGUUUUGUAUUUGCUUUGGUAUUGAUAAAUACAGCUAGACACUGGUGUCAAACACAAAUAUGUUUAUUUUUAUGUAUAUAUCCAAUAUAAAGUCAUAUACGACACGACACAGAUACAUUUAGUAAAAGUAGAUAGAACCUGCUCGUCUUUGCUGAACGCGUCCUUCAACUUCCGCGUAUCGCUUCGUAGGUUAUUGUUGCCCAGUACACCAUUUCUAUAAAGUGCCAAGUAGGCCAAAUCCCUUACCUAGUUUGCUGUUUGGAAAUCCCCUUCGUGUGAAUCCAUUUCUUUACAUUGAAGUUACAUGCGAAUCGGCAAUUCCUUUUGUGAAUGAACAAUUGGGCGAUAAAAUAAUGAUUCCUUUUCAUAUAUAUAGAAUUACAUGUACAGCUGAAUAUGCGAUAGGCUAGCAGGUAUAGACGUUUCCAGGAAUUCCCAAAUGGCUAUUGGCCAACAACGUUGUGUAAAUCGAUGUCAUAGCUUUAGUCGAGAGUUUCCCAGAGGCGCAAUCAGUGUUGAAUUUGUAUGAGCGGCGUAUCGGAGUUUAUGCCGCAAUAAGCGGUUAGUCGCUGUGUUGUACGCGAUUUAAAUAUAUCUAUCUGAACGUUCUUUCUGUUAGAGUAACGUAGACUGUAAGACUAUCUAUCACAUUGCGAGAAACGUGAAAUUUGUUUUUGCAUUAGCUAUUUAGAACCUUUAGACAUCGGACGGCUUUAAUAAUAAGUAUUUACUCUCGUGUACUGGCUGUCUGACAACAUUCUCAGUUUCGAUCAGGACGUCGAAUAAGAACAGUGAUGAACACCGUAGACAUGUUUACAAAGCGCGUGGGCAGUUUCGCCGCGCAAGGCUAUCCUAUGCAUCCGGGUGAUCCAGUUAAUUCUCCGCCUUUCAUUCCCGCGAACGGACUUAGAAACGGGAUGGGGUUCGGUGGACCGGGUUCACCUAUGGGUCUCGCUGGAAUGUCACCGGCAUCUUCGACUUCUGCAUUUUCGUCGCCACCUCCACCACACAUGGCAGUUCCGUCACCACAAUCGUCAGCUGGGGGAAAAUCAGAACCCCCAAAACGACUUCGCUACUGGCUAGUUGAAAUGAUUGAAAAUGGACAGAUUCCAGGAUUAAGGUGGGAGGACGAAGGGAAAACAAUUUUCCGAAUACCUUGGAAACACGCGGGAAAAAACAACUGGAAAGAAGACGACUGUCGUAUUUUUAAGGCUUGGGCAGAACACAGAGGAAAAUACAAAGAAGGCGUGGACAAAUUUGAUCCAGCUACAUGGAAAACUAGACUUCGAUGUGCGUUGAACAAACUGCCUGAUAUCAAAGAGCUGAAGGAACGAAGCCAAUUAGAAGGCACCGAUCCUUUCAGAGUUUAUAGGCUGCUACCAGAACCAGAUAGAAGUCAAGAUUUUGAAAUAUAUCCACGUAGUACCUGGGGCAGAGAAACAUAUUCUCCUAUUGGACUCCAAGAGAGGCAACUGAGAUAUAGUGAAAGUGUAUAUGGUCCACCAAGACCGGCUUAUCCAGAACAAUAUCAACGUCACGGUGAUCCUGCCAUGGAAACGAUGACGUCACACCACAAUCCGAUUAUGGUGCAACACCCAGGAAUUAUGUCAGUUGCAAAUUAUCAGAGAAGAGAUGAUACCAUUGCUCCAAGCUCUGAAUUUAGCCGAAUGAGAGUGAAGGACAAUUCUCAUUUUCCAGGAACAUACGAAAGAUCUAAGAUGACGGUUAUUCCUCCACCCGAAGACGAUCAAGAAUAUGAGUUCCAGGAUCACAGCAUAAGACCACGACUCUCCAAUCCACAUGACCAACCUCCACCUGAACAGCAUAAUAUGCAUGGACAUAGACACAACGAAGUGCACCGCACUUCAAGCGAUCAAAGACAACAACAACAUGGAAACAGAGGAUUGCCAAUAGAUACAAGUCCAGCUCUUAUAAACCCAGUGUCUUCUCCAGUCGGGAGUGAAUCUGGACAAAGAAUUGAACCGACGCCCCCUCAGGAACCAAUCAGCUUUCAGCCUCCUUCUCAGAUGAUUUCUACGCCCGAUGCAACCCCAGCGGCGUACGAGUUUGACGUUGACGUCAGAUACCGCGGCGUAACGGUUAUGACUCAGCAUGUUUCAAACCACCGUGGAUGUCGAAUUCAUUAUGGAAGCUCAGGAUUGCAACAUAUUGCCACCGUGGCACACGAGUUGCCAAGUCACGUAUUUGGACCGCAGGAUUUACAGCAGAUUGAACUAUGUGAGGUGGAGCCAUGGGCUACAUUUGAAAAACAGGUGAAUUUGACAAAACAUUUGCUGAAGAACGUACAACGUGGAUUGAUAUUGAGCUUUCAGAGAGAUGGAACCAUAGUUGCUAAACGUCUAUGUCAAAGCAGGGUUUUCUAUCUAUGUCCAGAAUCGAAAAGUAACGAACCAGAGAAAUUAGAACGUAAUAAUCCAACAAAAGUGUUUGAUUACAAAAAUUUCUUUUAUCACAUGAGAAGAUUUGCAGCUGAUCAGUGCAAGUAUGACGGAGCAAACAAAUCUCCAUCGUACGAAAUCAAGAUAUCAUUUGGACAAACUUGGUCGAUGAAAAAUCCCUUGGAAAGGAAUCUCAUCUCGCUUGUUAUUAUUCCAAGCGCCGCUCACUUUAUACUGAAUAAGGUUCGUGAGAGAAACAAUGCUUUAAUAAGUAUCAACAACAGUAUCCUGACAUCAGGACCUAGUAGUGAUGACCGCCUUGCCGAGAGAGUAACACGUGACUCAGAAGAAUAUGUUGAUGAACUCAUCAGCACUCUCAUGCGCCAGGAAGAUGGUGUCGGUCUCCAACUUGAUGACGUAGUUAAGAGACCAGAAGAUGAAUAUAAGCCGCCUGGUUACUACCAACAAGAUGUCGAAAUGGAAGUGUCUGCUUUUGAAUUGUGAUAGGCGUUCGUUUCAAUGAUUAUGACGUCAUAUGGGCAUGUGACCAGCCAGCGAGUGCUCAAGGAUUUAUGGAAUCUGUUAGAAGAGAUCGAUUGUUGUAGCCAUACUUUUGUUACUGAUAAAUUUCAGCAUACACCAUCGUCGCACUUCUAAAAUCGUCAUGAUUUGAGUGAACUGGUAUUGGUGUAUUACAUUAUAUAUAUUUUAUAAUAUAUAGGCUGGGUUGUGACGCAUUGAUUUAGUAAAUUUCCAUAGUGGUCGAGUAAGAAAAAUAUAACCGGGUCACAUCAAUUCUCUUUACAAUAUUUUGUUUAUAUAAUAACUUUAAUUAUAAUUGAAUUUUCAACUUUAUGUUAACUUUGUCUGUGAAUAAUUGCGAAAUAAAGCAUUUUGCCGUUUCGACCGGGGCUAUUUAUAUUCACAUUCCUUGGCCUGUCGCUUAUAGUGUGGCAGUGUCAGAACUGCAAGCGUAUACGUUUUUGUGCGUUUUAUCGCGGGUUUUUUGUUUGUUUUAAUUUCCAAUUGUAUUUGUCUCAUUAUAAACUUUAGUGGGUUUUCUUCUGCGCUUUAUUAAUCACAAUAAUAUUUUUCAUCGCUUUCGUCCCCACUCCUUUUAUAUUAUGUUAGAAAUGUUAUUAUACCAAUUUCUUUACUCUAUAUGAAGCGUGCCAUAUAUCUUUAUAUACAUUAAAAAUAAAACGUACAAUAUCUUUUUGUAUGUUCCCAAAUGCUUUAUCAACAUAUGAAAUUUUUUGAUUCAUACUUGGAAAGUCUAUUUACUACAAAAUUGGUUGUCAUACCAGGAUGAGGCUGCCAUAGUGGUGCCCAUAGUGGUAUUACUAUUUCAUCUUUUAUUUUAUGUCAUAUCUUUUCAACUGGUAAUCAUACUAGCCACACAGUGUACAUAAUAUUUCAUCUCUAUGACGAUGUGAUGGUAUUUGAUUGGUAGGAAAAGAUUAAUAUUAUUGGAUCCUCUCCUAUACGGAAUUCAGAUAGACCAAUACGGAAUUCAGGUUUUAUUUGAUAUUCUAAAUUAGGUUUUACCCAUACGUCUAAUGUUUGUGGACAUUUUCAAUUUACAAAAAAACUUUUAUGGGACUUUAUCCUUACAGAUCUUGUGGAUUGGCUUAUGUUAUAGUAGUGCUCAUUUCAUACAUGUUGCAAGACGAGGUUCCUGUAUAUAAAUAACCAUUGUUAAUUCAAAAGUUUCAACUCUAAUAGACGAUAUCCCCACAUACGCUGCGCUUUGGUUCCAUAUUUUUUAUGGUUUGAACCCAGCUGGACUGACUUGUUUACAACUCUGAUUUAUUUUUCUUGUUUGACGAUUACUAUAUUUAAAUUGGAUGUUCAACGAAUUUUAAAUAUAUCAAAUGCUUAAUGUAACAUGCCAUGUGUGUUUAGUGACUCGUUCUCAAGACAAAUACAAAUAUUUCAAAAAGUCUGUGAUGAUACCAAUUUAAAUCUAGUUAUUAUUGUUUCAUGAAAUGACAUUUUUCAAUUAUUCUUUGAAUUGAAUUAGUGAGCUACAGACCUUUCUGACUAAACCGAAAGUUGCUUUCGUCUGGCAAAGCCAACACGACCAGUCUUGGCUGACUUCAAUUAAUGUUCCAAAUUUGAGAAUAUUCGAUCAAAAAAAUAUUUCGGUUUUUUUAUAUACCGGCGAAUACAAGCGUUAUGUAGCUACCCUAAAAACUAUUUCCAUGGUGUCAAAUGGCAUCGCAGUGCAGCCCCGCGGGGAGUUUGUGCGUAUGGUGAUUAGCCACCAUAUAUAUGAAUAUUUUGUUAUUUCUGAUUUUUGCCAUUAGAUUCAUUCGCAUUUUUUCGCAAUUUUUCUUUUUUUAGAAAAAAAUAAUUUGUUAAUUUUUAUCGUAAUUUUUGAAAAAAAAAGCCAUUAUCUGUAAAUAAUACAUAACAAUAACCAAAAAUGCAUGUAAUUCGUUCCAUUUCGUGCAAACAUAAAAUUGCUCAUUUUUAAUUGCAUUUCGAAAUAGAUUUUUUCUGUUCUUUUUGAGCCGAAACGUUGAGUUUGCGUGUUGAAAUUAUAUUAAUAAAGCAUCCGGUAUAAGGUUA